Eutrema salsugineum is the source of this 1408-nucleotide messenger RNA. Its product is annotated as probable voltage-gated potassium channel subunit beta. Bases 108 to 1094 code for a protein of 328 amino acids. NCBI's taxonomy places the organism in Eukaryota, Viridiplantae, Streptophyta, Magnoliopsida, Brassicales, Brassicaceae. The record is from RefSeq and is a predicted model, not a curated record. The transcript has 5 exons.
CUGAUCUUCGCUGAUUGCAACAUCUCAGACAUAUACCUUUUGCAAGAGAGAGAGAGAGAGAGAGAGAGAGAAGUAGAUCAAGAGGUCUUGUCUGGAUUUCGAACAAAAUGCAGUACAAGAAUUUGGGGAAAUCGGGAUUGAAGGUGAGUACGCUCUCAUUCGGAGCGUGGGUUACGUUUGGGAACCAGCUCGAUGUGAAAGAAGCCAAGUCGAUUCUUCAGUGUUGUCGCGAUCACGGAGUCAAUUUCUUCGACAACGCCGAGGUUUACGCAAAUGGUCGAGCCGAGGAGAUCAUGGGUCAAGCUAUUCGUGAGCUCGGUUGGCGCCGAUCCGACAUCGUCGUCUCCACCAAGAUCUUCUGGGGUGGUCCUGGUCCCAACGAUAAAGGUUUGUCGAGGAAGCAUAUCGUUGAAGGAACCAAAUCUUCUCUCAAACGUCUCGAUAUGGACUACGUUGAUGUCCUCUAUUGCCACAGGCCGGAUUCUUCAACUCCUAUCGAGGAAACAGUCAGGGCGAUGAACUAUGUGAUUGAUAAGGGCUGGGCAUUCUACUGGGGAACAAGUGAAUGGUCAGCUCAACAAAUCACUGAGGCAUGGGGAGCUGCAGAUAGGUUGGAUUUGGUCGGUCCAAUCGUUGAACAGCCUGAAUACAACAUGUUCGCUAGGCACAAGGUUGAGUCAGAGUUUCUUCCUCUCUACACCAACCAUGGCAUAGGUCUCACUACUUGGAGCCCACUUGCAUCGGGUGUGCUUACUGGUAAAUACAACAAAGGAGCUAUUCCCUCGGACAGCCGAUUUGCAUUGGAGAACUACAAAAACCUUGCCAAUAGAUCACUUGUGGAUGACGUGCUGAGGAAAGUUAGCGGUCUCAAACCGAUUGCAGAUGAGCUAGGUGUAACCUUGGCUCAGCUUGCAAUUGCAUGGUGUGCUUCAAAUCCUAAUGUGUCAUCUGUUAUCACCGGUGCCACGAGGGAGUCACAGAUUCAAGAAAACAUGAAGGCUGUUGAUGUUAUCCCAUUGUUAACACCACAUGUUCUGGACAAGAUCGAGCAAGUGAUACAGAGCAAACCUAAACGUCCUGAGUCAUACCGGUAAAACCAAAUCCCUUGAUCCCUCUUCCCUAAAAGAUUGUUGCAAGAAAGAAUAAAUCAUUUGGAGGAGCUCUGUGAUGUUUGUUCUUGGAUGUUGUAUUGUGUUGGCUUUGUUUUGUUCUCACGCAUAUUAAGACUCGAGGCAGAGAGAGUAAUGUGUUUUUUAGUUUUGUUGUUUCAUCUUUUAAAACGGUCUUAUUGUUGUUAGUGAAACUUAUAAUUUGGUUCUUGUAGUUGCAAUGUCAUGAGGUCAGUAGUAUGUUGAAAAGCUCAUCAAACGGUUGGUUAAGAUUAAAGCUUAAGUGGUAGUUAUUUUUA